UUGGUGUUCGAGAUAUUGGGCAUGCACGUAAGCUCUCCACGAACUGUAGCAUGUAAGUCUCUCACGGGUGCUAUGUUUCCUGUUUCAGCCUUUCGCAUAAAAGAUUAGAGCUAUCGUGCACGCAGCACAGAAUAAGCCAGCAUGCUGGUGCGUCUGGACUUUCCUUUCACCUUCACCUACCAUUCGCUUGCGACAUUGCCUAGCGCACGGCGCCUUGACAGAUGUCUUUACCGAUGAUCGUCAACUCUCCUCCCUCGAUGACAACGACACCACAAAGGGCGUCCGGACCUCCGCUACUUCUAUGCUCCACCCGCACAAUGAGUGCCCGCAAUCCACCAACCAAAGCGGCAUUCUGCUUUCUCGACCUUCCGAAGGAAUUCAGGCUGAUGGUUUACGAGUUCCUGCCGGUCGCCCGCAUCCACCGAAACAUCCACAACUUUCCCACACUGGUAGUCUUGUGGCCACUCACGAGUAUCCUGCGCAUCUGCCGAAUUGUCAAAGAGGAAGCACCCAGAAAUGUCGGCGAUACCGUUGAGCGAUACAAGCAAGCCCGUAUGACUUCGACCUUCACGUACACACCCGACCUAGACAAGAUGCCGCGAAUGAUUCUCCAGUUACAGACCUUGCUCUCUCCAAAUCAAAUUGAGAAAAACUCCGACAACAUUCCCGGUCUGCUUGAGGCAGCUAUCAAAUGGAAGGACUAUAUCUCAGAUUCCAAGAGGCGGCCGCUCCACUAUUCCAUCAGCCCCGCGCUUCCUUCGGUCAUAAAGGGCCACGCUGCAGCAUCCCAUAUCGCUGAGUGGGCCCGACAAGCAGGUCGGCUGUUGAACCGAGGAUGUAAAGGUCUCAAGGCAGUUCGAUGCGGCAAUCAUCGUUUCCGAAGUAGCGUAAUGGGAACCCAUCAAGCAACGAAAGAGUUUGUUUGAUAAAGGACUCGAGAGUACCGACUUCGUUGCUGGCAUGUAUUGUCAUGUGCUACCGGAGGACGACAACAUCUCCACUAACUUCACUGUUUUCCCCCGGAUCUUGGUUGCGUCGACUCAGAAGAUUUCGGUAUCUUUGACAGCUUGCCGUCAGAUAUUCAUCUGCAGGGAUGCUUCCCUGUUCU
Messenger RNA from Macroventuria anomochaeta, 1108 nucleotides. RefSeq lists its product as uncharacterized. The record is from RefSeq and is a predicted model, not a curated record. NCBI's taxonomy places the organism in Eukaryota, Fungi, Ascomycota, Dothideomycetes, Pleosporales, Didymellaceae. The transcript has a single exon. The coding region runs from base 222 to 926 and encodes 234 amino acids.